Knipowitschia caucasica is the source of this 1104-nucleotide messenger RNA. Lineage: Eukaryota; Metazoa; Chordata; Actinopteri; Gobiiformes; Gobiidae. The record is from the annotation of a GenBank genome assembly.
AUGCCGCAGGUGGACGCCAAAAGCCCGUACGACAGCCCCGACGCCCCGGAGGCUCUGGAGGCCGCCCGACGAGCCUCUCACACCGCGGAAGAGGAGCCUCCAGGAGCCGGCGUGGACCCGAGCAGAGUGGAGCAGAGCGCCGCCGUUGCUGACGCACACUCCAGGAGCCGCCUGUGCGAGGAAGAGGAAAAGGAGGAGGAGGACGAAGAGCCUGAGAAGAGCCCGGUGCAGGGGAGCCUGGCCAGCAGCAGUGACUGUCCCCCAGAGGGGUCCCGGGUCCCGCUGCACCCCCAGGGCUCAGGACAGAGGGCUGGGGCCGAGCGCACACAGGCCCCCACCGAGGAGGCCCCAGGACUGCACAGCACUCGCCCGGUCUCGGAGCAGAAGAGAGCACCUCCUCUGAGCUACAGCUGCUGCUGGGACCUCUGUGGGCUCCCCUUCCCCUCCAGCCCCGAUCUCGCCGACCACAUCCGAGACCGCCACGUGGAUGCCCAGAGAGGAGGGAUGUUUGUGUGUCUGUGGAAAGGCUGUAAAGUUUACAACACUCCGUCCACAAGUCAGAGCUGGCUACAGAGACACAUGCUGAGCCACAGCGGAGACAAGCCCUUUAAGUGCCUGGUGGGAGGAUGCACGGCAACCUUCUCGUCCCAGGGCGGCCUGGCUCGGCACGUUCCCACUCACUUCAGCUCCCACAGAGUCCCAGGACCCAGAUCCAAGGACGAGUCUCCGUCUAAAGCCGGACUGAAGCGGAGGAAGACCCGGACCCGGCUAAGACGGUCCCUGCCGCGGCCUCACGACUUCUUUGACGCUCAGACCAUGGACGCCAUCCGCCACCGGGCCAUCUGCCUCAACCUGGCAACCCACAUCGAGAGCCUGGGGAGCGGGCACAGCGUGGUGUUCCACAGCACGGUGAUCGCACGGAGGAAGGAGGACUCUGGGAAAGUCAAGCUCCUGCUGCACUGGACUCCAGAGGACAUACUUCCUGAUGCGUGGGUGAAUGAGAGUGAGCGGCUGCAGCAGAAGACAUGUGUGGUGCAUCUGUCCAAACUGCCCACAGACACAGCGGUGCUACUGGACCCCAACAUCUACAGGAUGUUCUUCUGA